Akanthomyces muscarius is the source of this 588-nucleotide messenger RNA. RefSeq lists its product as uncharacterized. The transcript has 2 exons. NCBI's taxonomy places the organism in Eukaryota, Fungi, Ascomycota, Sordariomycetes, Hypocreales, Cordycipitaceae. Bases 1 to 588 code for a protein of 195 amino acids. The record is from RefSeq and is a predicted model, not a curated record.
AUGUCGUCUUAUAGUGAUGCCAACGCCUCGUCUUCCGAGAAGACCCUUGAGGAGAACGCCUCUCCAGCCCCCAGCCGCCGCCCCUUGUCGGAAAUCAGCGCCAACGCCCGCAAGCCCAAUCGGGAAAUUGGCCAGCUCAAGCGCCGCGCCGAUAACACCGAUGCAACGCCGCCGAAGCGUCGCAACGGAACCGCCGUGCCCGCCACCUCCGCCGAGUCUUCCAGUGCCGUUGCGGUCGCCGUUGAGGUUGCCCCUGAUACUGGCGAUGGGGUAGUCAUUGAGACUGCCGUCGAGGAGGCCGUGGAUGGCUCAGUCACCUUGGUCGUUGAUAGCAACGAAGGCGACCGGACCAUCGUCCAGAAGCCCUUUCAGGACAGUAACGGCCACUGGAGAGUCGGCCCGCAGCCACGGGCUGCACAUUCUGAUCGUGUUACGUCUUGGCCGAUGAAGUGGGCACUGCUUUUGGUCAAAGAAACUGUCCAGAGGAAUUCCCGCAACGCCGACGCCAAGGUCCCUGGCGUCACCGAAGACGAGCUCGCAGAGAACAAGAAGAUGCUGCAAGAGAGCUUGAAAGAUCGGUUCGUAUAG